AUGUCAAUCACCAAAUCCGAACUCGAAAACCUGCGGGACAAGUCGCUCAGCGCACGUGACUUCUCUUACUCGCCCUACUCAAAGUUCCGAGUCGGAGCUGUGCUGCUGACCGAGUCUGGAGAAUGGAUCCAGGGCGCCAAUGUGGAGAACGCCAGUUACGGAGGUGCUAUUUGCGCCGAAAGAGUGGCCAUCACCAGGGCUAUUAUGGAGGGACACAAGAAGUUCAAGGCUAUUGGAGUGGCUUCGGACCUUUCUGUGGUCUGCUCCCCAUGCGGUAUUUGUCGACAGUUCAUCAGAGAAUGGUCUACCGACAUUCCCAUCUAUCUCUUCACCAAGGACGGAAAGUACACGAUGCAAACCAUCAAGGAGCUGCUGCCUCUGAGCUUUGGCCCCGAGCAUCUCGAUACUGAAAAGGUCGAAGCCGAAACCGAGACGCUAUUGGAGGUCUAG
Yarrowia lipolytica CLIB122 is the source of this 450-nucleotide messenger RNA. RefSeq lists its product as uncharacterized. Lineage: Eukaryota; Fungi; Ascomycota; Dipodascomycetes; Dipodascales. Gene Ontology annotation, molecular function: zinc ion binding; cytidine deaminase activity. Gene Ontology annotation, cellular component: cytosol. The record is from RefSeq and is a predicted model, not a curated record.